CAUAAAAAAGUACUUACUUUUGGCCAUAAAAAUAUAAUUUUGCAUCGACCUUGACAUCUGAAUACGUUACACGUUAUAGAAAUACAUCUAUUUUUUUGAUGCCAUUACUGGGCCGGAAACCCGGUAGGUAGUGUGAGCUAUGUAGAUAUAUGAAUGUGGAUACAGUUUAUAGUCCAUUUAAGUCAGGCCCACAUCCGGCCUAGAUGCGUGUCUGCAAGAGUCUACCCCUCAACGUCUUGAAAGAGAAGCAGGGAACGUUGGGGGGGCCCCACCAAUACUACCUCUCAACCGUCUUCCAUCGGUACUAUUCUCUUGACUAAACGCCGUUGAAUUCAUUCUCUACAGCCACCCACCGAUAUGCUUCUUCCUCGUCUUUUUUUCAUUCCCAUAUCUUCUUGAUACCAUGCCCUCACGUCAUCUCCUUUCGCCGCCGCCGCCGCCGCCGCCGCAUGAUAUCCACAGUAACACUCGCCGCUUCGUUCCUCUGCUCGCCGGAGGAAUUGCCGCCGUCGCUUUCUCUCUCGUCAUUCUCAAUCUCUGCGUCCGCAGACUUUCGCGCAAACGGGCAGUCCUUUCGCCUUCGUAUGCGGCCGAGUCCAAGCCGCCCCACCGGUUCUCGUACGCUGCCCUCCGCCGCGCCACAGCGAACUUCGACCCGUCCCUCCGACUCGGCCAGGGCGGGUUCGGGUCGGUUUACAGAGGCAGUCUGAGAGUCUCCGGGUUCAGGCCCGAUGUUCCCGUCGCCGUCAAGGUCAUGGAUUCGGGCUCUCUGCAAGGCGAGCGUGAGUUCCAGAACGAGCUUUUCUUCGCCGGGAAACUCGACUCCGACCGCAUCGUCCCCAUCAUCGGCUUCUUCUCCGAGCAGCGGUGCCACCGGAUGCUUCUGGUCUACGAUCUAAUGCCCAAUGGAAGCUUGCAAGACUGCCUAUUGCACCGUAAGUGUGGCGAAUUAAAGAUUUGGAAAUUUAGGUUUUCAAUUGCACUCGACAUAGCCAGAGGGCUCGAGUAUUUGCAUCAUUCUUGUGACCCUUCUGUGAUUCACGGCGACAUUAAGCCCAGCAAUAUCUUGUUAGAUUCCAAUUUCAAUGCCAAAAUUGGGGAUUUCGGUCUGGCUAGGUUAAAACCCCAAGACCAUCUUGAAAUUGAGGUGAAAAAGGAGGGAUCUUUAGGGAAUUUCGCAGACGACGUUGACGAAACCGAGAGCGUGACCACCACAACCAACGGCUUUGAGGAUUUGCCCUUAGAGGCCCCCGUGGUUUCCCCUAGGACGCUGGCUGCCAUGGCAUCGCCGUCCGAAGGGUCUUUUGGUAAUCUUGAUGGGCUUAGCUUGGAUAGCGGGAGAGAGACCGGUGACAAGAAGGGCAGGGUGAAGAAGGGCGUUUCAAGAAACGACUGGUGGUGGAAGCAAGAUUCCGGCAGGGUGGAAUCCGGGGGGCCUGUCAAGGAUUAUGUAAUGGAAUGGAUUGGAAGCGAGAUCCAAAAGGAGAGACCCAGUAGCAGCGAGCUGGUAGACACGCCUUCAUCACAUGCCAAACCAGAAACAAAGAAGACGAAGAAGAAGAAGAAGAAACACGGGAAGCGUUUAGAUUGGUGGAUAUCCAUGGACGAGGAUGGUGAUAAGAAAGGGGCAAAAGCAGGGAAAAGGAGACCGGCUAGAGAAUGGUGGAAGGAAGAGUACUGUGAAGAACUUCAGAGGAAGAAGAAGAAGAAGAUGAAGAAACAAGGUGGUGGUGACUUGCAAUCUAGCAGGAGGAGGAACAGCAUGGAUUGGUGGUUGGAUGGGAUCAGCGGCGAGCUGUGGAAGGCCCGGAGAAACAGCUGCGACUCUGCCGCCAGCGGGGAGAUCCCCAAGAGCGGCGGCAUCAGCAGCACGCCGAGCAUGAGAGGGACCGUGUGCUACGCCGCGCCGGAGUACGGCACCUGCGGGGACCACCUCUCGGAGAAAUGCGACGUGUACAGCUACGGGGUCUUGCUGCUGGUUCUCAUCGCCGGGCGCAGACCGCUUCAGGUGACCGGCUCGCCCAUGUCCGAAUUCCAGCGCGCCAACCUCCUCUCGUGGGCCCGGCACCUCGCCCGCGCCGGAAAGCUUCUGGAUCUGGUCGACCCGUCGAUGGACGAGGAGUCGUUGAACAGAGAAGAGGCUUUGAUGUGCAUCAAGCUGGCCUUGCUCUGCCUCCAAAAAUCUCCGGCGCGCCGGCCGUCUAUGAAGGAGGUGGCGGGAGUGCUUUCCGGCGACUUGGUCCCGCCGGAGUUGCCGGCGGAACUUUCCCCGUCGCGUGCCGCCGCACGGUUUUCGUUCAAGAAAGUCCGGUGAGUCUUUUUUUCCCCAGGUCCGGAUCCCAAGUUUUCUGAGGCAAUAGAACAACAGAUUUGUGGAUUGUUUAUGUAAAGAACAGAACAAAUUUGAGAUGGAAAAAGAAAUGAAUUUAACUUACUGAU
This is a messenger RNA of Cuscuta campestris, 2439 nucleotides long. NCBI's taxonomy places the organism in Eukaryota, Viridiplantae, Streptophyta, Magnoliopsida, Solanales, Convolvulaceae. The record is from the annotation of a GenBank genome assembly.